GAUGGAAACUAAUGAACACCCAGCCUUAUUUAACAAUUUAAAAUACGUAUUUGGAUCUAUUGGAACCGUUUUAUGGUCUUUCCAACUACUUCCUCAAGUCCACAAAAAUUGGCGUAAUAGAUCAACAGAAGCAAUUGACAUGCUUGGAGCUGCUUUUUCUGCAUUAAGUUUAGCAUUUUAUCCGCCUCCAUUUGAUGCUUUAGCUGCAUCAUGUUAUUUUACUAUAUUCACAUUGGAUUUGAUCAUUAUAAUAUUAUAUUAUUUACUUAAUUUGAUGCACAAAAAAAAUUCUAUUGACUAUAAUAACAGAGAAGAUAGUAACCCUAGUAAUGAUGAAAUUAUUGAGACAAUAAUUGAUGAUAAACUCAAUGAAAAUUGA
Dentiscutata erythropus is the source of this 379-nucleotide messenger RNA. The record is from the annotation of a GenBank genome assembly. NCBI's taxonomy places the organism in Eukaryota, Fungi, Glomeromycota, Glomeromycetes, Diversisporales, Gigasporaceae.